This is a messenger RNA of Phytophthora sojae, 767 nucleotides long. RefSeq lists its product as hypothetical. Lineage: Eukaryota; Oomycota; Peronosporomycetes; Peronosporales; Peronosporaceae. The transcript has a single exon. The record is from RefSeq and is a predicted model, not a curated record. Gene Ontology annotation, cellular component: membrane. Bases 162 to 668 code for a protein of 168 amino acids. Gene Ontology annotation, biological process: tricarboxylic acid cycle; mitochondrial electron transport, succinate to ubiquinone. Gene Ontology annotation, molecular function: electron transfer activity; succinate dehydrogenase activity.
AGGUCACAUUCCCUGUUAAUUCUACCUACAAAACCCGUUAAACACGUAUGCGUUCUCGCAGGUAAGAUGCUUCCACGCGCGCUGCGUCGGCCCUCCGCCUUCAGUCCGCGUUUUCCACCAGAAGGUCGCCUCUCCCCGCACACGCACACAUAAAGCCAAGCAUGAGCCUGCAGGUGCUGAGCAAGAAGCUGGCCUCGCGCGCCGUGGCCCCCACGCUCGCGCGCGCCGUGAGCACCGAGAACUACUCGGCCACGCAGGCGGCGCUGGGCCGCCCCAUCUCGCCGCACGUGGAGAUCUACGCGUUCCCCGUGACCGCCAUCUCGUCCAUCGCCAACCGCUUCUCGGCCGUGGGCAUGUCGUGCGCCUUCGUGGGCGGCAGCGCGCUGGGCUUCGUGGGCGCCGACGUGCCCGCGCUCAUCCACCUGGCGCAGGACUCGAUCCCGCUCUUCGCGCCGGUCUCCAAGGCGCUCGUGGCCUUCCCCGUGAGCUACCACCUGCUCUGCGCGGCGCGCCACAGCCUCUGGACUUACAAGCCCGAGCUCAUCAACAACAUCGACGGCGCCAAGAGCAGCUACGCCAUCUUCGCCGCCGCGGGCGUCAUCACGCUGGGCGCCACCGCUAUCACCAUCAAGGCUCCGGAGGAGGAGAAGCCCGCCGCCGCCCAGUAGUUUGCUCAUCCCGAGUGUCUCGUUGCUGCCGGUCGCACGCGCACGCACCCGGGGCGGCGCCAGUGGCGGAUUAGACGAACACGCUGGCAAUGGCUGAAU